AUGGAGAAAGAUGCUAUCAGUACUGAUGUACAUGUGGACCUGAGGUUAACCUUGAAACACAAGGCAGGGAAUUGUACCCACAACAAACACAACCCAGGGAAUUGUACCCACAACAAACACAAGGCAGGGAAUGUACCCACAACAAACACAACCCAGGGAAUUGUACCCACAACAAACACACGGCAGGGAAUUGUACCCACAACAAACACAAGGCAGGGAAUUGUACCCACAACAAACACAAGGCAGGGAAUUGUACCCACAACAAACACAACCCAGGGAAUUGUACCCACAACAAACACUAGGCAGGGAAUUGUACCCACAACAAACACAAGGCAGGGAAUUGUACCCACAACAAACACAAGGCAGGGAAUUGUACCCACAACAAACACAACCCAGGGAAUUGUACCCACAACAAACACAACCCAGGGAAUUGUACCCACAACAAACACAAGGCAGGGAAUUGUACCCACAACAAACACAACCCAGGGAAUUGUACCCACAACAAACACAAGGCAGGGAAUUGUACCCGCAACAAACACAAGGCAGGGAAUUGUACCCACAACAAACACAACCCAGGGAAUUGUACCCACAACAAACACAAGGCAGGGAAUUGUACCCACAACAAACACAAGGCAGGGAAUUGUACCCACAACAAAAACAAGGCAGGGAAUUGUACCCACAACAAACACUAGGCAGGGAAUUGUACCCACAACAAACACAAGGCAAGGAAUUGUACCCACAACAAACACAAGGCAAGGAAUUGUACCCACAACAAACACAAGGCAAGGAAUUGUACCCACAACAAACACUAGGCAGGGAAUUGUACCCACAACAAACACAAGGCAAGGACUUGUACCCACAACAAACACAAGGCAAGGAAUUGUACCCACAACAAACACAAGGCAAGGAAUUGUACCCACAACAAACACUAGGCAGGGAAUUGUACCCACAACAAACACAAGGCAGAGAAUUGUACCCACAACAAACACAACCCAGGGAAUUGUACCCACAACAAACACAAGGCAGGGAAUUGUACCCACAACAAACACUAGACAGGGAAUUGUACCCACAACAAACACAAGGCAGGGAAUUGUACCCACAACAAACACAAGGCAGGGAAUUGUACCCACAACAAACACAAGGCAGGGAAUUGUACCCACAACAAACACAAGGCAGGGAAUUGUACCCACAACAAACACAAGGCAGGGAAUUGUACCCACAACAAACACUAGACAGGGAAUUGUACCCACAACAAACACAAGGCAGGGAAUUGUACCCACAACAAACACAAGGCAGGGAAUUGUUCCCGCAACAAACACAAGGCAGGGAAUUGUACCCACAACAAACACAAGGCAGGGAAUUGUACCCGCAACAAACACAAGGCAGGGAAUUGUACCCACAACAAACACAAGGCAGGGAAUUGUACCCACAACAAACACAAGGCAAGGAAUUGUACCCACAACAAACACUAGGCAGGGAAUUGUACCCACAACAAACACAAGGCAGGGAAUUGUACCCACAACAAACACAACCCAGGGAAUUGUACCCACAACAAACACAAGGCAGGGAAUUGUACCCACAACAAACACAACCCAGGGAAUUGUACCCACAACAAACACAAGGCAGGGAAUUGUACCCACAACAAACACAAGGCAGGGAAUUGUACCCACAACAAACACUAGGGAGGGAAUUGUACCCACAACAAACACAACCCAGGGAAUUGUACCCACAACAAACACAAGGCAGGGAAUUGUACCCACAACAAACACAAGGCAGGGAAUUGUACCCACAACAAACACAAGGCAGGGAAUUGUACCCACAACAAACACAAGGCAGGGAAUUGUACCCACAACAAACACAACCCAGGGAAUUGUACCCACAACAAACACUAGGCAGGGAAUUGUACCCACAACAAACACUAGGCAGGGAAUUGUACCCACAACAAACACAAGGCAGGGAAUUGUACCCACAACAAACACAAGGCAGGGAAUUGUACCCACAACAAACACAACCCAGGGAAUUGUACCCACAACAACCACAAGGCAGGGAAUUGUACCCACAACAAACACAAGGCAGGGAAUUGUACCCACAACAAACUCAAGGCAGGGAAUUGUACCCACAACAAACACAACCCAGGGAAUUGUACCCACAACAAACACAAGGCAGGGAAUUGUACCCACAACAAACACAAGGCAGGGAAUUGUACCCACAACAAACACUUUUUACGAUUCUAAUGUUUUGCGAUUUCGAGUUGCAAAAUUCUCAAAAAAUUCAACACAUGGCAAGGCCUAA
Molecule: messenger RNA, 2292 nt
Organism: Pecten maximus
Lineage: Eukaryota; Metazoa; Mollusca; Bivalvia; Pectinida; Pectinidae
Product: mucin-5AC-like
Exons: 3
Coding region: 1-2292 (763 amino acids)
Source: RefSeq, a predicted model, not a curated record